Molecule: messenger RNA, 1053 nt
Organism: Thlaspi arvense
Lineage: Eukaryota; Viridiplantae; Streptophyta; Magnoliopsida; Brassicales; Brassicaceae
Source: the annotation of a GenBank genome assembly
AUGAUCUUGCAGCAGAUGAGUAAACCGAUCGUUCUUCUCACGAUCGCACUAUUGAGCACUGUGCUCUUUUUCGUAAUCUUCUUCGAAAACGAACCUUACUCAUCAUCUACCUCUUCUUCGCGGAACCCAGACUCCAUGGCUCCAACCUUCAUCUUAUGGCUUCACGGGCUUGGCGAUUCUGGACCUGCGAACGAACCCAUCAAGACAGUUUUCAAGUCGCCGGAGUUUAGGAACACCAAGUGGCUCUUCCCUUCUGCUCCACCAAAUCCAGUCUCCUGCAAUUGUACGAUUAACCUUUUAUUAGUUUCUGACUUUUGGGGGAUCGUGGAGUCCAAUGAAGAUCAUUGUGUGUCUCAAUGUCUGGAGAAUCUUAAGGUCCUUGCUAAUGAUUGUGCCUUCUCCUCUUGUGCAGAUGGUAUGGUGAUGCCUUCUUGGUUUGACAUCCGUGAGCUUCCUCUUACGGCGGGCUCUCCGAAUGAUGAAAGCAGUGUGCUUAAAGCAGUUAAGAACGUUCAAGCCAUUAUAGAUAAGGAGAUUGCAGGAGGAAUAAGCCCAGAAAACGUGUAUAUCUGUGGAUUUAGCCAAGGAGGUGGUGAUCUCUCCGUUGAUUUACCUUUCAGUUUUCGUAUAUAUAAAUCUACAAUGUGUCGAUGUUCUUGCAUCGCGACGGCUGAGCAAGGUGCUUUAGCCUUGGCUAGUGUUCUUCUGUACCCAAAAGCUCUUGGAGGAGGUGCAGUCUUUAGCGGAUGGGUUCCAUUUAGUUCUUCAACCAUCAAUAAGUUUACCGAAGAUGCUAAAAAGUCACUGUUUCUUGGGGUUUCUGAGUCUUUCAGAAUUUGCAUUGUGCAGACACCAAUCUUGUGGUCUCACGGCAUUGAUGACAAAACUGUACUAUUCGAAGCUGGUCAAGCAGCUCUUCCUUUUCUUCAACAAGCUGGUGUGACUUGUGAGUUCAAGGCUUAUCCGGAUCUUGGACACUCAAUCAGUAAUAAGGAGCUGCAGUAUCUGGAGUCAUGGAUCAAACAACGGAUGCAGAGUUCUUCUUCUUCUUAA